ACAGUUUAGACAGGUGAGGACUCUCAAGAACCAAUAGAGUUAACUUACCAUCCUCCUAGCCGUCCUGAGGAGGAGUUCCUGUGUGAAAAUGUGAAGUCAGCACAGUCGGUUGUGUUGAGCUCCUCAAACAACAUUCGUGAAAUAUUACAGAAGACAUCGUUUUUAAUGUUUUAAGGUUAUAUUAUUUUGGUCGAAAUAGGUCGUUUUUAUCGCCUGUCUGUUGGUUGUCCUCGUCGAAAACGAACGGUUAGGCUGCUAUGACAAACUGAGUAAAUGCAGGCUUUUUUCCCUGCUGUCUUCAACCUCUGAAUCCUGGCCGUUACAGUGGUGAGGACGCGCGCCUUGUGUUUAAAUUCACACGCAGGCGGGAAAAACGUGACUGAUCUCAGAGCGUGGGCUGUUGUGGCGGGAAUCAUGUUGGUGUUGACGUUCACCUGUCGCUUACUACUCAUCUUUCUGUUGUCAGAUUCAGUAAAGAUGACGGACGAAAAUCAGUUGCUGGUGUUGGAAAAGCAGUGGCGUCAGGCGUGUGUGCUGGACUGUGCUAGAGGGCGCCAUCAAGCUGUGUGUGGCAGCAACGGCCGAAUGUAUAAAUCUCUGUGCUCUUUCCAGCGUGCGCAGUGCAUCAACAGACGGCUGAGGACGGCUGCAGUGUCAACAUGCACAGAUGCGUUGAAGUCUAAAUGUCAGCUGGCUCGCUCUCAAGCUCUGCGGGCCAGCGCUCAUUCUGAUUCCUCUGCUGUCUUUAUCCCAGAAUGCAAAGCCGAUGGAACUUAUACAGAGGUGCAAUGUCACAAUCAGACGGGUUACUGCUGGUGCUCCUCUCCUGAUGGGAUUCCUAUGAGCGGAAGCUCUGUCUUACACCUGCGGCCCAACUGCACUGGUCAGAUGUCAGAUAUGGCUCAGGAAACUGAACAAGAAUUAGCACAAGCAAAGCGAGGGGUUCAGUGGCGCUCCACUCCAGACCCUGAGCAGCGCUCUGCUCUGAACACUGCAGGAGUCACAGUGCCUCCAUUUUGGGCAACAAUCCUUCUGAACUCUGACCCGAAUGGAAACCGUUCUGUCAGGCGACCCGCAGACUCUUUAAAGACCUGCAAACAUGAGCGAAUGUCUGUGCUCACUGAAGCGGCCAUUCGAGGCUCAGAAGAGCGUUUUGUCCCAGAAUGCAGUGCAGAUGGGAGGUACAGAGCCGUUCAGUGUCACAGCAGCACAGGAUACUGCUGGUGCGUGAGAGUGGAUUCAGGGCGGCCCGUCCCGCGCACUUCAGCCAGGAACCAACUGCCUGACUGCAGCGCUCAGGAAACACACACGCUUAUCAUCAACAACAGCUACACACACACUCCUCUCUCAGGUUGUCCCAGUGUACGAAAGGCAGAAUUUCUCAAGAGUUUAAUACAAGCAUUCCAGCAGGAAGUUGAAAGUGGUGCUUCAUAUUCUCAGUACAGGUUAGAGAUGCACACAUCAAUUACAGUCAUUAGACAUCAUGAUAUUGAGUCAUCAGAUGUACGAAAGGCAGAAUUUCUCAAGAGUUUAAUACAAGCAUUCCAGCAGGAAGUUGAAAGUGGUGCUUCAUAUUCUCAGUACAGGACACCUGCGGCCCGUCCUCAUGUCCUCAGCUCUCCGGCCUCUUUCUCGUCUGUUCAAACUCUCCGUCUGUACUUUACGCUGCAGGACACAGACGCUGACGGGCUUCUGAGCGAGCGGGAAGCGCGUCCGUUACGUCUCCUGCUCCGCAGAACUCUGCGUCCUCGCCGCUGUGCCAAGAAGUUCAUGCAGUUCUGUGACCAGAACGCAGACCGCCACCUAAGCGCUCAAGAACUCACUUCCUGUCUUGGUAUUUAAGGCCGGACUCCAUAAAUAUUGUGCAAGAUGAAGUAUCUUUGGAAAUGGUUUGAGACGUCAGUUUGACCUUCAUCUCCUCACAGCUCUUUUGAGUCUCAGACUGCAGCGUUCAAUCACUUCACUCUGGGUUUUUGAAUCUGUUUCAGCUCUCGCAGCCGCUCUGACCUUUUCACUUAUGCAAGUCCAAACACCGCACCUUUCAAAUAAAGGACUUGUUAUUGGUUCUGUAAAAAUAACCACGGUUAAGCCUUUCUGGCCACUGGAGCGGUCGAGUGUGUGUGACUGUGUAUUUGAGUGGCUAAGACAGCGAGUUUGGACACGGUACAGUACCAUGGUAAAUUAACAUCUUAAUCAUUCGGUGUUCAUGACAUGCAGUAGGAUCUGAAAGUCUGAGACCACAUUGAUAACUUAAAUAUCUACUUUUUUUAUUUAAAUUUGGAAUUAACUAGAAAGUUUUAGGACCAAAUACUAAGAAAUUCUGAAAUGCAUCUAUGUCUUUUUAAUUCAU
Sinocyclocheilus rhinocerous is the source of this 2350-nucleotide messenger RNA. RefSeq names its product SPARC-related modular calcium-binding protein 1-like. Bases 415 to 1842 code for a protein of 475 amino acids. Gene Ontology annotation, cellular component: basement membrane. NCBI's taxonomy places the organism in Eukaryota, Metazoa, Chordata, Actinopteri, Cypriniformes, Cyprinidae. The transcript has 12 exons. Gene Ontology annotation, molecular function: protein binding; calcium ion binding; extracellular matrix binding. Gene Ontology annotation, biological process: extracellular matrix organization. The record is from RefSeq and is a predicted model, not a curated record.